Messenger RNA from Hyaloscypha bicolor E, 4005 nucleotides. RefSeq lists its product as uncharacterized. Gene Ontology annotation, biological process: protein phosphorylation. Gene Ontology annotation, cellular component: cytoplasm. Bases 1 to 4005 code for a protein of 1334 amino acids. Gene Ontology annotation, molecular function: protein serine/threonine kinase activity; ATP binding. NCBI's taxonomy places the organism in Eukaryota, Fungi, Ascomycota, Leotiomycetes, Helotiales, Hyaloscyphaceae. The transcript has 5 exons. The record is from RefSeq and is a predicted model, not a curated record.
AUGGCCUGGCCUCUUUUGCCUCAGCAGGCACUCGGAAAAUGUGUUCAAGCCUCAGAUGUCGACAAACAAACGGAUUGGGGGUUGCCGUGUGACUUUGCUCUUGAGCAGUGCACCGAUACUCCAGGAAAUUCUCAAGAAGCUCAUGGCCGUGGAUUCAUGUCAUUUCUCGAAGCCUCAUCCACACCAUUUUCGUUUGGCGACUACCCUGUCUCUACCCAAAUUCCAAAUCCUCAGCAAGAGACGGUGGACCCUACAUUGCUGUCUCAACAUAAUUGGCCAAGUUCGGGGACAGAUUCGACCUCGUCGAGCUUCGGUAGCCGUCUGUCAGGGUUUCAGAACCACCCUUCGACUUCUAGCCUGGGAUCGUGUUCAACAAACUCUGGAUUGUGUUCGCAACGUCUGGAAUUUGACUCUUUCAACACCUCGAAUCCAAACAAGAGGCGAUACUGUGAGCGUUCAACGGAAGAGGCUGGCCCCCCGACCUCUCAAGUUCAACUUGUUCACUCCGACACCUCGCUUGACAUGGAGGCAGAUCCGACUGCAAUCUCCAUUUUCGAAAGUUGGCUUUCCACCUGCCCAUCAAUAUACCCCGAAGACUCGGAUUUCCGCAAUCUUGCAGCUUUAACGAAGCUCGAGGUCGGGAUUGUCAAGUCAUGGUUCGCGAGGAAGCUGAGAGCCCGACGCAUAGACGACUCUAUGUUCGAAACUUGGCUCAGUAGCUAUCCAUCUACUUAUCCUGGAGAUGAAGAAUUCAAAAGCUUAGCUGAUUUAACCAGACUCAAUCUAGAUACUGUGAGAUUGUGGUUUGCGCAAAAGCUUCGAUGCAAAAUGUCAACCAGCCAGCUAAACAACGAAUCUUCUGCAACCGGAUACUCUGGGGUUGGGACAAAUUCAUCCCGUCAUUUUGGCUUGCCUGCCAUGAAUGCCCAACAUCAGCCUUCAAUCUUGCAAAGAGCCGCUUCGUGGGUCAAACAAGAAAGAGAAUCAAAAUGCAUCGCAUCUCUCGACCAGAGUAUUCUAUUGAGAGACGACAACAAACGGUUCCAAUGUACUCGAAAGUGUGGAAAGAAAUUCAGAGAUAGGGAUGAUUGGAGAAAGCACGAAGAGGUUAAUUGGCCACAAGAAGGAUGGGUUUGCGACCUUCCAGCUGCCGUACUUGUUGCCGGAAUUCAAAUCUGCACACACUGCGAAGUACCCAAUCCCGAUAUGGACCACUUCCAGACACACAAGAAGUCAACUUGCAACAACAAGGCGUUUACUACGCGCGGCAGGUUACACUAUCGGAAACAGCACUUCUUGCAACAUUUCGACAAUGUUCAUCCUCACGUUCCAUGCGAUGACUAUGUGAGGAAUUCGCAUUUCUCGGUGGAGAGCAACUUCCCUCGAUGGUGUGGCUUCUGCAGGCACAAAUUUGUCCACUGGAAAGAUCGUGUUGAACAUAUCGGCGUUCAUUUUCAUGACGAAGGAAAAGACAUGACAGAAUGGAGUGAUCGCCCCGAAGCAGGCCAUGAGAGCGGUAGUCAGGAGCACGAUAAAGGCGGUGACGAUGAUGAGGACCCCGACGACGCUUCAGAUUCGUCUGACGAUGAUUCGGACGAUCUGCCACCUCGGUCCGCUCCAAAGAGACCGACCCAAUCAAAGACUUCUUGUUCAAGGGGUCAGCCAGGCGCCACGGCAACGGAUUCCAGAAACGGUAUGCAACGACCGGGUCUUGCAAUGUUCGGCAAGUCGUUUGAACCCCGAUUUUCACGUACACCAAGAGGUGAGAAAAGUGUGGAACAACCUUUCCUGCACAGAUCCCAUCCACCUUCCGACACUGUGGCUGGACAUCUUGGCUAUGACAUGGCAAAAUUUCUUGAUACACUCGAGACACCCCCAUACGCACGCAUGAAGGUCCUGGGCUGUGGUCCAUAUUCAGUGGUCGACGAAGUCCGCAAUCUAGCAACCGGCGCUGUCUUCGCACGGAAAACGAUCACUUUUCCAAAAUCACGAGAACCAUCGUUAUUUAUGACAGAGGUCAAAAUCAUGAAGAAGCUCGACCAUCCACACAUUGUCCGAUUCGUCGACACUUAUACACUUGACAAAUCGGUUUCGAUUCUGAUGAGUCCAGUUGCGGAUUUCGACCUCGGUGACUUGAUAAACAAGUACCCAACCGCUGAACUGAUACCCAUGGACACGAUCAUUCAGUGGUUUGGUUGUCUGGUCUCUAGUGUAAAAUAUCUACACGGGAAGUCCAUCAAGCACCAAGACAUCAAGCCGUCCAACAUCCUCAUCAAAGGACAAAUGAUAUUCUUGGCGGACUUUGGUAUCGCAAAGAUCUUCAUGGACUCCGACUCCACCGCAUCUACCUCAGGAGAUAUGACAAUGAAGUACUGCUCUCCCGAGACAGCUCUACGUGGCUUGAGAGGUCGCAAAGCCGAUAUAUUCUCAUUGGGUUGUGUGUUCCUAGAGAUGUUCAACCUGUUGAUCCCUCAAGGCCGCGCUAAAUUCGAACACUUUCAGGAGCGUCAUUCCAUCGGUGGUGGAACAUAUCAUGAGAAUCUGCGGAUGGUGGAACUGUGGAUUGGAGUUCUUCGACAAGAGCCAGCUUUCGAGGGAGACUCGAUUCUUUGGCAGUUGCUUGACACCUGCCAAGCUAUGCUAGGGAAAAGUAGGGAGGACCGCCCCUCUGCGGCCGACUUAUAUGCAACUCUGCCAGCUGGAAAAUGUUGUCUCUUGGCAGAGAAGGAAUUCAACUCAAAAUCAGCCUUGGAGGAGAAGCAGUCUGCUUCUUCAAACACGCCGCUAGCACCUUUUCAUAGUUCCCCCCAACCAGCACAUUUAGCCGACCAAAUGCCAACAACAAAUGAGCAAUCGUCGCAGCAAAUGCAAGUAUCAGGAAACGGCCGCGAACUACUUCCUCCUCAGAUGCCCCAUAACUCUAUGAGGUCAGAGUCUCUUUGUUCGGAAUGCAAUAAUUGUGGGCCAUCCUGGGGCUUGAUACUUGGGAAAACAGCAGGGAGCUAUGUUCCAAGGGUUUGGAUCAUCCUGACACUUAUUGGCGGUCUCUUGUUGGUGCUCGUCAACUCACACUUCCCGCUACGGGAGACAGGAAGCCAUGGGUCGCAGGUGCAUAUCUUGACAAAAGUUGUAGUGAUUUCAAGAGUCAAUCCCGAAUCCAGCCCUAGGGAAUUGAGUGUGGUUGACGCUAUUCCAACAGCGUUACUAGAGCCACGAACCCCCAUCAAAAGACUUUCCGAGGCACCUGCUUUUGGUAGAGAUAUUCUUCCCAGAUCGCCGCCGUCUGUUGACCCUUCUUUUGAAAUAAUUUUAUCCGGUCCCACAUUCCAGUAUCUGAGAGAGUUACGAAAACUUUGGGGAGAAACAGACAUGGUUAGGCAAAUCUGCCGUGAUCACAAGGCAAGUCAAAUGGAAGUUUGUCUUCGGAAGCAGGUUCUAAUUACAAGGUUUAGUGCUUCGACGAAGCUGAUGCAGAUCCAAUUCUGCCAUGGUGCGCAAGCACGAAUUACUGGGCCACAAGCCAUGCUUCCAAGCCUUCUAGAGGCUGAAACUCUUGGCGUAGAUGACGAUCACUUGGAUAUUUUUUUUACCCACUGCAUUUCGACAAUCGUCGAUCUGCUAGACGAGAAGGGAUUCUCAUGGCGAGAAUAUCAAGAAGAUAUGCCAUACGCUUGCCCUAGCGGAUUCAAAUUCUCCAACAAACCACAAGACAGCCCACUUCUCAUUAAUCGCGCGAUUGGUUCCGGACCCAAUUCCACCAUACUAGCCCUAACUAACAACUUUACCUCCAACCCCAAUUUCGCUGCUGAGACUGUUCCGCAAUCAUCGCCACGCACACUGAACAUGACAAACGAUGGCCAUUAUACCGCCUUUUCAACGGGUGUAGCUCUCGGGAAGGUCAAUGUAGUAGUGUCCAUAGCUGCAUACUUGUCCGCUGAAAUCUUUGGUGCAUAUUGCAACAUUUCUGCAACUUCUCUACCAGAUGUCGGUUAUCAGGACUCUUGA